Messenger RNA from Perkinsus marinus ATCC 50983, 1602 nucleotides. Its product is annotated as merozoite surface protein 3B, putative. The transcript has 15 exons. The record is from RefSeq and is a predicted model, not a curated record. Lineage: Eukaryota; Perkinsozoa; Perkinsida; Perkinsidae. The coding region runs from base 1 to 1602 and encodes 533 amino acids.
AUGAUUGAUCUUAACUUGACGUCAUCUGUAUCUUUCGUUGUUGACCUAUGGAUACUCUUCAGAGUAGAACGAGUACGCAACGAGGAGUGUGAGGUCAGGUCGGCGCUUGAGAGGGAGAAGGCUGAGCACCAACGGACUCGGGUGCAUCUGGAGCUUCGAUGCGAGAGCUUACAGAAGCAGCGACAGGAAGCCUUAUUAGGCGAUGGUCUUUCAGUUGGGAUGCCUGCUGGUGGAUCAUCCCUUGCGAGGUUUCAGCUGGAAUCUUGCCAGCUCAGAGUGGCUCAGUUAGAGAAGGAGCUGGAGCUACAGAAGAGUGCCCAGCAGCAGGCAAGUUGGAAAUUUCGUGGCGCGCGAAAAACGCCAAUGCUGACAUUGGCGUUCGGUGACUGCAGAGCUGCUGAGGAGAAGGCUAAGAAGACGGAAAAGGUUCAGAAAGACUUGGAGGCCACAAGGGACAUGCUCACCGUCGCUAAGGAUCAACUGUCUACGGCUAACUCUAAGCUGGCCCUCAACAUAUCAUCUUACUCGACCAUACAGCGUCUACGUGAGGAGUUGGCAGGGUUCAUAAUGGAGACUGAGAUGAUACACGAGGAAUUGACGGCACUCGGCGUCGUACCAACGUCCCCGAGAAUUUCUGGGCGCGUGACGGGCAGCCGAGAGUUACUGUCAUCUGAAUGGAGUAUGGUGAAGAGUUUCAUCCGGCAAGCUAAAUCGGAUAACGCUCGACUAGAGGCAGAAACAGCGAGGCUUGCUGGCGAGCAAGAAUGUUCAAUAGCACAGAUUAAAGCCAUGGAAGCUGGUGCACAGUUGAAGGAACAGCAGGGGAAGACAGACGCCAUCGUGAAGGCUCCUCCUCCUCCUCCUUCCUCGUCGCCGUCGUCUGAUGUUGUGGAGUUGACCAGUGACUCUGAGGCGAGUGCCAGAGAGGACCCCACCGUCGCCGCGUUGAGGGAGAAGGAUGCGAUAAUAGCUGCUAAUGCUGGAGAGCUGAGUCGGCUAACGGAGGUAUUGAAGGAGAAGGAGAGGCAAUUGGAAGGGAUGAGGGUAGAGCAAGCGGCGACUAAGAUGGUACGCAAGCGACGGAGUGAUGAGAGUUCUCCUGAGAGGGAAGGGGAUGAGGUCAGUCAGCCGAUGGCAAAGAGGUAUAAGGCCACCAUAGAGCGGCUCAGUGAGAUUGACCGACUCCAUGAAGAAAUACGAAAGCUGAAUGCACGGGAUCAGCCUUCUGAUGAAGCAUCGCAUCGCUUGACGGAAGCUGUGGUGGAGAGGGACGGGGCCGUUAGGGAAUUGCGAGAGUUCAAGAUUGAGAUGCAAGAGCACCUUCGUGGAUUCGCCUCGAGCGUUGAGAGUCUCACUGGUUGGCGGGUGAAUCCCCUACCGGAUGGUCAUCGAUGGCAUCUUAGGUUGAAGGAAGAACCAACGCAGCAGCCUCUAUCCAUCGAAGUGAAUCAGAAGGUUGAGCAUGGUCAAUAUGAGAUUGUCUCCUCUUCGCGUCGUCUCCCCGAUGAGGCCGUGACUUGGCUCGUCGACCUGGAUGAUAUGCCGGAGAUGCUUGCCGCAUUAGUAUUACUGCGUGGAUCUCAGAUUAUGGACGUUUCCUAG